Indicator indicator is the source of this 492-nucleotide messenger RNA. RefSeq names its product NADH:ubiquinone oxidoreductase subunit A11 (gene NDUFA11). Gene Ontology annotation, biological process: mitochondrial respiratory chain complex I assembly. The coding region runs from base 16 to 426 and encodes 136 amino acids. NCBI's taxonomy places the organism in Eukaryota, Metazoa, Chordata, Aves, Piciformes, Indicatoridae. The transcript is spliced from 4 exons. The record is from RefSeq and is a predicted model, not a curated record.
CGUGCCCUUGCAGCCAUGGAUGCGUACUGGGACGGGCCCGAGGGCGAGCAGUGCCCCAGCCGCACCUGGCUGACCACCCGCGUCGGAGCCGCCGUCGGCUUGGUGGGGACGGCCUACAGGAUCAUCCUGCUGCAGCCCGGCUCGGCGCUGGCCGCCUUGCAGAUGGCGACGACUGACACCGUCACCAUGGCCACCCUGGGAGCUGUGUUUGGUGUCACCACCUGCCUGAGUGCCCAGAUCCGGGAGCAGCCAGACGACCCUUUGAACUACUUCAUAGGUGGCUGUGCCACAGGAGCCGUGCUGGGGGCACGAGCUCACAGUUACAUGACAGGCUCCGUGGCCUGCGUGGGGCUGGGCGCCGUGGCCACGCUGGCGAAGAUCAGCAAGCAGAGGGGCUGGAGGCUGUCAGGACCCCCCAAGCUCUAGCUGCCCCCUGCCAGCUGCCCCCUGCCAGCUGUCCCUGGCUGCUGCUGUGCAAUAAAGAUAUUUUCA